UCAUUGGUCCGUUCAUGAAGAAUUCAGCGUGUCUACUCCCUGUGGCUUCUGUGCUGUGCUUAGUUUCGCUAGCUUUUAGAAAUGACCACAGUCAAGCAAAACGAAGCGAAAGCUUCUGCCUUGGAGGAAAAUAAAGAAAAUUCACCGGGUGGAGGAGUUGGACUUGAAAUCUUGCAAAUUAUUAAGGAGUCCCAGCAGUUGCACGGUCUCAGACAUGGAGACUACCAAAGAUACAGGGGCUACUGCUCUCGUAGACUACGUCGUCUACGCAAGACUCUUGGAUUCAAGAUGGGAAACCGGCACAAGUUUGUUGGGAAAAAAAUAACAGUUGAAAUGCUUUUGGACAGCAGGUACUUGCUGCUGGUUUUGAUGGAAGCGGAGCGUGCAUGGAGCUACGCCAUGCAGUUGAAGCAGGAGGCCAACACGGAGCCGCGUAAGCGUUUUCACUUGCUGUCACGCCUCCGCAAAGCUGCCAAGCACAGUCAGAAGCUGGAGAAGCUGUGCGAGAGUCCCUCUGUUGAUGCCAAGACUAAACUGGAAGCGCAGGCCUACACAUCCUACCUGACUGGCAUGGUGGAGUUUGAAUUGCAGAAGUGGAAGAGUGCCAUGGAGGCCUUCAACAAGUGCAAGACCAUCUAUGAGAAGCUUGCAAGUGCAUUCACUGAGGAGCUGGAAGCUCUUUAUCGUCAGCGUGUAGACGAAAUAUCACCAAACAUCCGAUACUGUGCUUACAAUAUAGGUGACCAGAAUGCUAUCAAUGACUUGAUGCAAAUGAGACUGACUGGAGGAGGAGGAGGCAUGAUGGCUGAGAAACUAGAGACCCUGAUCACUCAGGCGAGAACCAAGCAGGCGGCCACCAUGAGCGAGGUGGAGUGGCGCGGGAGGAGCGUGCCCGUCAAGAUCGACAAGGUCCGCAUCUUCCUGUUGGGUUUGGCAGACAACGAGGCUGCCAUUGCUCAGGCAGCCAACGAGGAGACCAAAGAGCAUCUGUAUGAGACCCUGCUGGCCGAGUGCCGCGACACCAUCCAAGCGGUGCGAGAGGAACUCAAGACUGAGGCGAAGCAACGCGAGAGAAGCUCGGAUGCUGAGAACGGAAAAGUGUCCAACAUGCAGUUCCUGCACAGCUAUUUGAGCUACAUCAAGCUGUGCACGCUGGUGAAGAGGAACGAGAGCAUGGCACACACGCUGGAGGCGAAGCUGAAGGAGCCCGAGGGGGACGAGAAUAAGAGGGGGCCCCGUCCACAGGACCUCAUCCGCCUCUAUGACAUCAUCCUACAGAGUCUGGCUGAGCUCUCCUCCCUGCAGGGCCUGGAGGACGACCAUGGGUUCCAGAAAGAGGUGUCCCUCAAGACACUGGCCUACAAAGCCUACAGGUGUUUCUACAUCGCCCAGUCUUACGUUCUGGUAAAGAAGUGGAGCGAGGCUCUGGUGCUCUAUGAGAGGGUGCUCAAGUAUGCCAAGGAGGUGCAGUCAAAGACCAAGGGCAUGAACAACAACAGCCUUAAGGACCUCCCUGAUGUGCAGGAGCUCAUUGCUAAAGUCAAUGCAGAAAAAUACUCUCUUCAAGCGGCAGCCAUAUUAGAUACCGGAGAGACUGUUGACGUUCCUACUCCACAGCCCAUCAAAGACAAUACGCCUCUGUGUGACCGCUUGGAGACGUUCCGCCUGGACUCGUCCCUUGUGGGGAAGCACCCCAACCUUGUCCACUUCCCGCCCGACUUCCAGCCGAUCCCUUGCAAACCUCUGUUCUUUGACCUGGCUCUCAACCACGUAGCCUUCCCGGCCCUGGACGACAAGGUGGAGCAGAAGGUCAAGGGCGGCCUAACCGGCUACAUCAAGGGAAUCUUUGGAUUUGGCAGCUAAAACGUGAAGAGAAGCCUCCCUGGUGUCACUCAUUAGAAUCAUCUUUCUUGAAUGGUUACUUUUCAGUGCCUCCGUGUGAGGCAAGCGGAUGAGUUUUGGAGAAAGGAAUGUCAUGAAAUCUACCUGCCAUCUUUUUAAUGACUUGUCAUGGUUAAACCGGUUACCAUGUCUUAAUAAUUGCAGCCAAGUUGUUUUGUUCCCAGAGCAUUUGCAGAUUUUUUCUUCGGCACAGUAGUACACUUAAUGAAACAGCCGUAAUGGUGUGACCUUAAACACCUCGUCUGUUUGCUUUGUCCCUUGUCUUUCCUGCAGUGCCACCCUGAUUUUUUUCUCAUUUGUCAGAGUUCACAUGCAACCUUAAAACUGAUCCAUUGUUUAGAAAGAAAAAAAAAAUGGGUUGUUUUGUACAAAAUUGGGUUGUUUUGUGCAAUUUUUAACCCAAAUUUGGUUGUUUUAAAGCCAGCAUUUUCAAACGGUUUAGGUGAUUGGGUGUAACCGGUACAAAAGUACAAGACAACCGGUUGCUUAGCAGUGGUGCUCAGAAUUUAGGCAAGCUCAUAGGGAAGAAAACUGAAGCGUAUGGUGCGUUCAAAAUGCCCCCUCUGAAAUGCUCUACAUAUUUUAGGCUGUAGAGUAAGUGAGUCAACCUUCUGCUAUCUUGCUGGUGACUUCCUUUGGGACACUGACAUGAACUGAUUCAUUGGUUUCAAAUGGCUCACUUUUCUCUCAUAAGUGAGCACACCCCACACAAUUUGCUAAUUUUGUUUUCAUGGGAUGACCGCAAAAUGGCACCACACAGCUGCUUAGUUUGAAGGAUUUGGUCAUCUAUACUUUCAGCCGUCCUUAUGUAGAGUUCCAAUUCCAUGCCAUGUUGAACUGCCAGUGACCAGAACGGGAGCGAUUACGUCAUAUAAACACACCGGAGACUAACACCAACUAGCCAAGUGAUACCGGGGACGCUCCCAAAUUCAGUUGGGACCCAUUUUGACAUUUUCACUUAGGGGUGGUCCUGUGAAAAGUCAAAACAUUUACUAAAAUGUGACAGGUGUACUCAUUUUUAUUUUUUUUUUAAGCAUACCUGAUGACCAUGUUGGAGUCUUUUAAAUGUUUUUUUCUUUAAUCAUAAAUAUCAUCCCUGUAUGGAAAUAUUGUACUAUACAAAGGUCUUAGGCUGGCACUAGCUUUGUUGUUUUAUAGACCCUUUUGCAAACAGACAAACAAACUCGACUCUACCAAGUGAACUCUAUGAAUCGUAGUCAUACAUGAUUAUUGUAACAAACAACAAAGCUAAAGACUCCUAAGACUUUUGCGCAGGCCUUCGAAAUAUACUGUUUGAUAUUUUAUCAAUUAACCGCUGAUCACUCUACAUGAGAGGUUCCCAGCCUCAUAAUCAGGUUUCAUUCAACACAACCAGAAUUCCAAGUUGUAUCAUGGAUAACAGUAAAUAGCAUAUUUGUACAAAAACACUUCUAGGCAAUAUAUUUAAACAAGCAAAUGAGAAAUAGUAUGCACGCAGGUAACAGGAUGCCUUGUGCUAUGCAAUGACAUUCUUGGCCAUUCAUCAACUAGUCCAAACCGAAGACUCGCUGUAUUAUUUUUUCUCCCCCUUUUUUUUUUUUUUGUAACCCCGCGAGUUAAUUUUAUUCCCCUUUGUCAUUGUAAAAAAAUUGGUCCAAUUGAUUUAUUUUGAAGCGGAAGAAAUAAACUGGGUAACUUGAACACAUAAUUGAAA
Syngnathus typhle (broad-nosed pipefish) is the source of this 3595-nucleotide messenger RNA. It is a transcript of the gene srp68, whose product is annotated as signal recognition particle 68. NCBI's taxonomy places the organism in Eukaryota, Metazoa, Chordata, Actinopteri, Syngnathiformes, Syngnathidae. Bases 82 to 1863 code for a protein of 593 amino acids. Gene Ontology annotation, biological process: SRP-dependent cotranslational protein targeting to membrane. Gene Ontology annotation, cellular component: signal recognition particle, endoplasmic reticulum targeting. The transcript has 16 exons. Gene Ontology annotation, molecular function: signal recognition particle binding; protein binding; 7S RNA binding. The record is from RefSeq and is a predicted model, not a curated record.